Molecule: messenger RNA, 2495 nt
Organism: Alnus glutinosa
Lineage: Eukaryota; Viridiplantae; Streptophyta; Magnoliopsida; Fagales; Betulaceae
Product: peptidyl-prolyl cis-trans isomerase FKBP42
Exons: 3
Coding region: 723-1625 (300 amino acids)
Molecular function (GO): protein binding; peptidyl-prolyl cis-trans isomerase activity
Source: RefSeq, a predicted model, not a curated record
CCUGCAGCACGUGGGCCGUUAGAUCGAACAAAGAAACAAUAAGUUGAAGUACUCGGCAUUUGGAAUUUAAUGCUUUUGUUUGUCUCUAGAAUCUUCUUCGAUCGUUGAAAAGCCAAAACAAUCCAUUUGAUCGCAUUUGCCCAACAAAUCCUCAAAGUGCAAAGCUCUCCGAUCCUACUCCUCCCACUGCAAAAGUUUGAGGAAAGCCCUUGGGUUUGUUGAAUUUUGAAUAAUGGAUGAAGUUCAGGAGCAGCAAAGUCAACCACUUGCCACGGCAACUAACAGAUGGUCGAGUUAGAUAUCCAGCCCCUCAAGCUUUAGUGACAGUAGCUUCUCCGGCCAGUUGUGAACCCACAUGCUACUCCAAUGCUGCCCCUAUUCCAGAAUGGAGAAAUGCUAUGCAAACCGAGUUCAAUGCACUUCUUCAAAAUCAGACUUGGUCACUUGUUCCUCCUCAUCCUUCUCACAAUAUUGUAGGAUGCAAGUGGGUUUUUAAACUUAAAAGGAAGGCCGAUGGUUCCAUAGAACGACACAAAGCUCGCCUUGUAGCAAAAGGGUUUCAUCAACAGGCUGGGGUGGAUUAUGGAGAGACUUACAGCCCAGUUGUGAAGCCUACAACAGUUCGGACAGUCCUCUCUCUAGCCGACUCAGCCGGCUGGCCCAUGAAGUAAAUUGAUACCCAGAACGCGUUUCUCCAUGGGUUUCUUUCUGAAGAUGUUUUUAUGGUGCAACCACCAGGUUUUGUUCAUCCUAGUUUUCCUAACCAUGUGUGCAAACUCAAAAAGGCCAUCUACGGCCUCAAACAGGCCCCACGAGCCUGGUUUUCAAGACUCAGUGACAAGCUAAUUCAACUUGGCUUUGUGGGAUCCAAAGCGGAUGCUUCUCUUUUUCUCUAUCGCACUGAGACAAUCACCAUGUAUCUUCUUAUUUAUGUUGAUGAUAUCAUCAUCACAGCCUCAGAUCCGGCUGCUAUUACCAAACUUUUACAACUUCUAAGUGCAGAUUUUGCUGUCAAAGACCUAGGUGAUCUCCAUUACUUUCUUGGUGUUGAAGUCCUAAAGAUGGAUUCGGGUCUGCUGCUCUCUCAGAAACGGUAUAUCAUGGACCUUUUGAAGAAAACUAAUAUGCAUGAAGCAAAACCGAUCACCUCUCCAAUGGCUUCCUCCUCAACUCUCUCGGCAUUCACAGGUGCUCCAAUGGACGACCCAUCUCUCUAUCGAAGUACGGUUGGCUCAUUACAGUAUCUCUCUCUCACUCGGCCUGACCUCAGCUAUGCAGUAAAUCGUGUAUGUCAAUUCAUGCAUCGUCCGCUCCAGCCACAUUGGCAAGCUGUCAAACGAAUCCUUCGGUACUUGAAGCAUACAAUUUCUCAUGGCCUUCUUCAUCGCAACUCUCACAAUACCUUACAAGCAUACUCCGAUGCUGAUUGGGCCGGAUGUUCAGAUGAUCGCCGAUCUACAGGUGCCUAUUGUGUCUACCUUGGCUCUAAUUUAAUCUCCUGGAGUUCACGAAAACAACCGACAGUUUCAAGAUCCUCCACUGAGGCCGAAUACAAAGCAGUUGCAAAUACCACAGCAAAACUUCUUUGGAUACGUGCACUUCUUCAAGAACUCGGGAUUGGAUAGUCUACUCCACCAAUACUUUGGUGUGACAAUAUUGGAGCCAUCUACAUGUCGGUAAAUCCGGUCUUUCAUGCACGUACGAAACAUGUGGAGAUCGAUUUUCACUUUGUCCGUGACCGAGUUGCUGAUAAAUCCUUAGUGGUUUGGUUUGUUCCAAGUUCGGAUCAGAUUGCUGAUGUUCUUACUAAGCCACUUGUUUCCGCCAAGUUUCAAAACUUUUGUUACAAGCUCAAUGUGCGAUCUCCUCCGUUGAGCUUGAGGGAGGAUAUUAAUGCAACUACAACACAAGACCCCCAUUCCAAGUAUGAGUCUUGUGCGGCACAACUCUAUCCGAAAAUGGUUGAUAAGAAGUCUAUCUCAUCCGGUCUCAUCCAGACUCCUGGUUCUAAGCUAGAGUCCUAAGUCUAAUUGUAUGCUAAAUAGAGGGAGUUAUAGAGUCCUACUUUCAGUAUGUAUAGGAGUCUUAAUCUAUUAUGAUCAGCGUGUAUAAGAGUCCUAGUCUAUUAUGCACUCUUGUAAUUCUCCUAUAAAUAUUCAAUGAAUGCUCAGCUAUAGAGCACGGUUUUACAGCCUAAUAUAUUUGUUCUAUCAAAUAUGCUGGAUUAAAGACCCAUUAUAGUGCUUAUCUGAAAACUUUGAAGAUUUUUUCUUGAUAUUUGUCAUGCCAAUAAUUCUGAGCUGUUUUAUGUAUCACAUUUGAUUCAUAAUGAAAGGAAAUUCCAGGCUUAAUUUGUAAACGUAGUAGAGUAGAUUUGCAAAUCGCUAUUAGUUGUAACUCUUUUUUUUUUUUUUUCUUUUUUUUGAGCUUAUCAAAAGCUCAGCUUAUAUGCUUAGCUCAAAGUAUGCUGGAUGGUGGGAGGUGUAGAGACGUAA